Messenger RNA from Clavispora lusitaniae ATCC 42720, 1338 nucleotides. RefSeq lists its product as uncharacterized. The record is from RefSeq and is a predicted model, not a curated record. NCBI's taxonomy places the organism in Eukaryota, Fungi, Ascomycota, Pichiomycetes, Serinales, Metschnikowiaceae.
AUGGAGUCGACGCAAGAGAUCAUCAGCAACUAUUUGGGGCGGGCGCACGACUUCGAUCUCGACUCCCUUGCGGACCCUUUGGACGACCCGUUCGACGCGGUCGAAGCGCCGCUCUUGUCGCCUCCCACACCCUUAGAGAGGGCGCCAGUGGCACAGCUGCCGCUGGUUGCAAAAGGGCUGGCGGCUAAAGAAACGGCCGGUCGUGCUCUGCCCAGAAACCAGCCCCUGGAGACGUUUUCCCUCUGGGACGACAUGUCGUGGCGCGACACGCACCGGCGCGUGGACGCGGCCGCCGUGCCCAGCCUGAAGGAGUUUGAGCGGUACCUGGCGCUCUUGGCGUCGUCGACCGACAAGUUGGUGCGGCAAUUGGGCGAGGUGCGCGCGAAAAACCGCGAGCUCGAGGCGCGCGCGGCGCAACUUGAGGCGGAGUGUGCGCGCGCGCGCGAAAGCCAGGGCGAACUCGCCCUGCUCCGUGUGGAGCUCGCGCAGUCGCAGGAGGAAUGUUCGCGCCACGCCCAGGUCGAGCGCGCCAACAAGCUCUUGGUGCGAGAAAACAACUUGCUUCGGGAAAAGCUUGCCAAGUAUAAGGCGUUGUACGACGAGGUGAAGCUGCAGGGGCUGCAGGGGCUGCAGAAUCUGCCACAGAAGCAAAGCUUGUACAACCAAAUACCACAGCAUCAGCAACAGCAUCAGCAACAGAAUGAAGUGCCACAGAAUCAAGUGCCACAGAAUCAAGUGCCACAGAAUCAAGUGCCACAGAAUCAGCAACGCAAUCAAGUACCGCUACAGCAGAAUCAAAUGCCACAGAAUCAGACACUACAUAAUCAAAUCCCUCCGUUCCAGGCACCGCAGGGUGUUCAAAUACCUCAAGUACCCCAGAAUGAACCCCAAACACUACACAACCCGAAUCCGGCUCCAACCUACCACGAGCCACACAGAUCUGCGCCAGCUUCGGUUCCAAGCAACGCAGAUCAGCCAGCCGCAGGCCAACCCCAAUCGACUCAGUCUCAGCCGGGCCUGUCUGGUGUAUCUGGUCUGUCUGGUGUAUCUGGUCUGUCUCUGUCUGGCCUGCCUGGCCUGGGCCCAGACCUCGCCGCGCUUCUUCGCAGUCUCCAGACGCCAGAGCUCCUGCAGUUGGCCGGCUACGUUGCCCAAAUCAGCUUGGAAAUGCAGAAGGUCAAUCUGACGUUGGCCCGCACGUGCUGCCACUCCAAGCCGCCUUGCUCCGCGUGCUCCAGCGCCAGCGCCAGCCGCGGAAUGGACCACUCGUCGCCCGUCGCGGAGCUGGGCCCGACAGAAACACUCAUGGGCAAGUACCCGUGGAACCGGACUGUGUAG